AUGUCACACAGGAGCAUCUCCUCCGUGACUCUGCUCGUCUUCUGCCUGCUCGCAUCUGUAAGCUGCAAGUUUCCGAGUUUGGACCACAUCGAACCAACAGCCAGCGACAAGGCGCAAACCCGAGCCGUGUACGAGCUGCUGAAGCGGCUGGUGGGGGACAGAUCCUCGGAGUUCAUGGUGUCGGUCAACAGGAGCCUCUCCAACGACAGCCUGGACGUGUGUGAGCUCAGGUCCACCAAAAACAACAAGAUAGUGGCCGCUGGCAGUACCGGGGUGGCCGUGGCGUCUGGAGUCUACAACUAUCUGAAAUAUUUCUGCAACUGUCACGUGUCGUGGUCUGGGGACCAGCUGGAUGUGCCCAGUCCUCUGCCCAGACUCACCGGGGUCCUCCGGAUCAGCUCGCCCCACAGAUUCCGGUAUUAUCAAAACGUCUGCGCCUUUAGUUAUUCUGCUGUGUGGUGGGACUGGCCAAGAUGGGAAAAGGAGAUUGACUGGAUGGCGCUCAAUGGGAUCAACUUGCCGCUGGCUUUCACUGGUCAAGAAGCUCUGUGGCAGGAGGUUUAUCGUGCUCUUGGAUUAAAUGAGUCGGAGAUUGAGGAGUUCUUCUCUGGACCAGCAUUUCUUGCCUGGAACCGCAUGGCAAACAUGAACAAGUUUGGUGGGCCUCUGCCACAGUCCUGGCAUGUGAACCAACUGUACCUCCAAUUUAAAAUUUUAGAGCGCAUGAGAAAUUUUGGCAUGAUGCCUGUGCUGCCAGCGUUCUCUGGAAACGUUCCCAAAGGAAUUCUCAGGUUGUAUCCAAAAGCUAACGUAACCAGACUGAAACCUUGGGCUCAUUUCAACUGCAGCUUCUCAUGCUCCUACAUCUUAGACCCACGGGAUCCACUUUUUCUCCAGAUUGGCUCUCUCUACCUGUCCCAGGUGGUAAAACAGUUUGGCACAGAUCAUAUCUACAACACGGACACGUUUAAUGAGAUGACGCCGCCGUCGUCUGACCCCGUGUAUCUGUCAGCCGUGAGCCGCUCUGUGUUUGCCUCGAUGACCGCAGUUGAUCCUGAUGCAGUUUGGCUGAUGCAGGGCUGGCUGUUCUUCAGUGAUUCCACCUUCUGGAAGCCAGCACAGAUCCAGGCUCUGCUGCGAGGAGUACCCCUUGGAAGAAUGAUUGUGCUCGACCUAUUUGCAGAGGCUAACCCAGUCUUCUCGUACACAGAGUCUUUCUAUGGACAACCCUUCAUCUGGUGUAUGCUGCAGAACUUUGGAGGAAACAAUGGGCUUUUUGGCACAGUGGAAAGCAUCAAUUCCGGACCAUUCCAAGCCAUGAGCUUUCCAAACUCCACUAUUGUAGGAAUAGGCAUGACACCUGAGGGUAUUGAGCAGAAUCCUGUUGUAUACGAGCUGAUGAGUGAACUAGCUUGGCGCAAAGAGCCUGUCAACUUGGCCAAGUGGGUGUCUCUAUAUGCAGCACGCCGCUACGGCAGGAUGGAUGCUAACCUGACCGCUGCAUGGAAGCUCCUAUUUUUUGGUGUGUACAACUGCACCGUGCCUCAUUAUAAAAACCACAACCAUAGCCCACUUGUGCGCAGGCCAUCGUUUCACAUGAAUCCUGACCUUUGGUACGACCCAGCUGAUUUAUUUGAAGCCUGGAAACUGUUCAUGGAAGCAGCUCCUUCUCUUAUGUCCAAAGAGACCUUUCAAUAUGAUCUUGUGGAUGUGACCAGGCAGGUCCUUCAAGUCCUAACAACGUAUUAUUACAAGGAUAUCGCUGAUGCUUUCCACAAUAAAAAAAUGUCCGAGCUGCUGACCGCCGGAGGCGUGCUGAUUUACGACCUCUUGCCUGAGCUGAAUCGUUUGCUGAGCAGCAACAGCAACUUUCUGUUGGGGUCUUGGCUGGAGCGAGCACGAUCCAUGGCUCUGAAUGAGAGGGAGGCGCAGCUUUACGACAUGAACGCCAGAAACCAGGUCACCCUGUGGGGUCCCAGUGGUGAGAUCCUGGACUACGCAAAUAAAGAGUGGGGGGGCCUUAUGGAAGACUACUACGCUCAGCGAUGGGGGCUUUUUGUCCAAACACUGGUGGAGUGUCUGGACAGUGGACAGCCAUACAAGCAGGACAUCUUCAAUCAAGCAGUUUUCCAAGUUGAGAAGGGUUUCAUUUACAACGGCAGAAAGUACCCAACUAAACCUCAGGGAGACACUUACGAGAUCACCUACAGAAUCUUUCUCAAGUACUACCCACAGGCCAUGAAGAGACUACUAUGAACAGAGACUACAACUUGUAUCAAGUCAUAGCCUCCUUUUUUUUACUUUC
Molecule: messenger RNA, 2305 nt
Organism: Nematolebias whitei (Rio pearlfish)
Lineage: Eukaryota; Metazoa; Chordata; Actinopteri; Cyprinodontiformes; Rivulidae
Gene: naglu
Product: N-acetylglucosaminidase, alpha
Exons: 6
Coding region: 1-2256 (751 amino acids)
Source: RefSeq, a predicted model, not a curated record